Molecule: messenger RNA, 1563 nt
Organism: Moesziomyces aphidis
Lineage: Eukaryota; Fungi; Basidiomycota; Ustilaginomycetes; Ustilaginales; Ustilaginaceae
Source: the annotation of a GenBank genome assembly
AUGCUGAGAAAGCUCGGCUUCAACGUACAUCUCUUCGAUGCGGCGCCUGAUUUUGGCGGCAUUUGGAGGCUCAACUGCUAUCCUGGAGCUAGAGUCGAUAGCGAGGUCCCGCUGUACGGCCUCUCGUUCCCGGAGGUCUGGAGGUCGUGGAACUUCUCGUGCAAGUAUCCCGACUUUAAGGAGCUUCGCCAGUACUUCAACCACCUCGACGAGAAGCUCGAGCUGCGCAAGGAUUGCAGCUUCAAUCACCGCGUGCGCAGCGCGCACUGGGAUGAUGCUGCACAGAAGUGGACGCUGACCGCAGGCCCGAGCGAGGAUAAGACCGUCACUGUCACGGCGCAGCACGUCAUCUUCUGCCUCGGGUUCGCCUCCAAGGUCAACAUCCCUAAGAUUCCAGGCAUGGAAAAGUUCAAGGGCAAGAUCAUCCACACGGGAGAAUGGGACGAGUCGAUCGACUGCACGGGCAAGAAGGCCGCCGUCAUCGGCACCGGUGCUUCGGGCAUCCAAGUGAGCCAGGAGAUCGGACCCCUGGUAGACCGUCUUACCGUCUUUGUUCGCACGCCCAACCUUGCCUUGCCCAUGCGACAGCAGAAGCUCGAGGCGAGUGCUCAGGAGGCAUUCAAGGACAUCUAUCCCGAGAUCUUUGAGAAGCGCAAGAAGACCUUUGGCGGCUUCCACUACGACUUUGACCCGCGCGACACGCUCUCGGUCUCGGCUGAGGAGCGAGAGAGGCUCUACGAGGAGCUGUGGGCACGAGGCGGCUUCCACUUCUGGCUCGAGACCUUCCACGAUCUGUACGCCAACAAGGAGGCCAACAAGACCGCGUACGACUUUUGGCAGAAGAAGGUCGCGGCGCGCAUCAAGGAUCCCAAGAAGCGCGAGAUCCUUUGUCCCGAGGAGUGGCCUCACACUUUCGGCACCGUGCGCCCCUCGCUCGAGCAGAACUACUACGAGGUAAUGAACCAGGACAAUGUCGAGAUUAUCUCGAUCAAGCGCGGAGGCGACGAGGGCAUCAAGGAGAUCACCGAGACCGGCGUCAGGCUCAACAGCGGACGCGAAAUCGAGCUCGACCAGAUCAUCCUCGCCACCGGCUUCGAUACGCACACUGGUGGAUUCAAGCAGAUCGACAUUCGUGGAAAGCAGGGUCUGCCGCUCACCGACAAGUGGUCGCAGGGCUGCAACUCGCUCAACGGUCUCAACACGGCUAAAUUCCCCAACCUGUUCUUCCUGUACGGACCUCAUGGUCCUACGGCAUACUCGAAUGGUCCUUCCACCGUCGAGGUGCAGGCCGAGUGGGUGUGCGAGUUCAUCAAGUACAUGCGCGACAACAAGAUCGCGUCAUUUGACGUCGACGGCGAGGCCGAAGCCAAGUUCGGCGAGCACAUCAACGAGCUCUCGGCCAAGACGCUCUUCCACGAGAGCCACGGCUGGUACAUGGGCCGCAACAUCCCAGGCAAGCCGGUUCAGGCGCUCAAUUUCACCGGCGGCAUUCCGCUGUACGUCACCGAGCUCGACGAGUGCAAGAAGGCCGGAUAUCAGGGAUACAACCUCGUCAGAGCCUGA